CAUAACCACAAUCUUCAAUGUUUGGCUCCGGCACAAUAGAAAAUUUUGGCUUCACUUUGACAACCAAAUCGAUUCUAUCCGCACCACCCAGAUUCCACUAAAAAGAGCCUAACAUAUUUUUUUUCUAAAAGUGGGUGGAUAACCAGCAGAAACAACACUUCGCAAGUGGUACAGUAGAAUCACACACACCUUUAUCCAUUUGCGGAACUGAUUUUCUACGCCAAACUUAACCAAAAAUGUCAAAAACGCUUUUUAUUAUUAUUUUUUGAGUUUCGAAAUGAACCAUGUUUCAAUGCUAAUUCGCAAAACAAAUCAAACAUUUGAAGUUGUCCAAGAUUUUUUGGCCGGCACAUUGAAUUGGUUAUAGAAAAGACAUAACAAGUUACUUAGAAAUAACAAUUGAGUAAUAAAUAAUCCCGUGGUCUAGUUAAAUUCAUUUGCAACUAUUACUUGACUUUCAGCAUGUCAGUCUGUCACUUAUUCAUAAAAAGCCUGCGUUGCAUUGCAAUUGAAGGGGUAUGAAAAAGUUACAUAUGUUCUACAUAAUAUUGCGAUGCAUCCGUAAUUUGACAAAUGUAAUCACAACAAAACUUAUUUUCGCCUAAAUUUUGCAGCAGUGUAACUUGAGUUUUGACAGAUCCGUUGUUUUCACUUGUUCCGCAUUUGAUCUACGUGUUUUAAUUUAUUCAGAACGUUCUUGUUGUUUUUAAUUGUUUUUUUCAACUUUUUCUGGUGAUAAGCGUGUCGAUCUUUAAAAAAAAAUUGUCCGCAAUGCCGUACUGUAUUGUACAAACGCGUAAAUCAAGAAAAUCGCUGCCUUCAAUGACAGUAGUUCCAUCGAAUUGGGUGGAAGACAAAUUUGUUUACUGGCCACCAUCAAAUCUGGUCAGCCUUUCGAAAAACGAAAACUCUAGGCCAGAAAAAGAUACAUGGAAAAAACAAAAAUGUAAAAUUCUCGGACGGGCUAAAACUUUUCUGCAUGCGGAGGAUUUGAUGGCAUCGCUCGAAAAAGUUACUGACUCUGAGGAUGCCGUUCAAAUGGGUCAUGGAACACGUUCUGCUCCAGCAAAAAAAGAGCCAAAGUUCAAAUCGAAGAGUUAUAACUUAGCUGCUCAAGAAUUGCAAGAAUCUGGAAUGAAUGAUGGACCAAGCGUCUUUACUCCCCCUGCGGUCACUGUUGUGUCCCCCAUUCGAGCCCCAGGUUAUGCGACAUCUUCCGAUCAACCAACUUGCUAUUUUUCCAACCCAGAUGUGAUUUCGCCAGGUGUGAAGCUCACCGCACGAAGUUCGGCAUCCGUGACUUUGCCAAAUGCGUAUGUAGCUGUUUCUGGAUCUUCAGCCUCCCAUACUGCGAUUCCUGCUCAUCCAUUGAAUCGAAACCAUGUGUAUGUGAAUCUCAACAAGGACACUGCUCCCAAACGUCAAGUAGCAACCGUUGAACAAUCUACCAACGAAAUUUCGAAGCCUAUCCCGAAUUCUCAAGUAUCACAUUCAACUACAUAUCGCAAGAAACACUCCGCAUCGGAUACAUCAUCCAUGACGACAAAUAUGCACACUGCUGCCUCUGGUACAUCGACGUCUCACUCUCUUUUUCCUGCACAUUAUUCGAACCAGAAUCCGGUUUAUGAGAACCUUAUUACGAAUAAUGCAUCUGUAUAUGAGGAUCAACGGAAUGCUGUAGGUCCAUUUCAAUCAACAAUAAUACCAAUGGCGACAAGUGGCACAUCGGUUCAGCAAGUUGGCGUCAGCAAUACUGAAAACUCGGCUUCUCAACCCAUCACAAUUCCCGUUAUAAUAGCUAGCGAUGGGAAGCCAUAUGCUCAGCUUGAAAAUGGUAAUUACUAUGCACUCACAGAUAACGAUAAUGAAGUUAUUAUGGAUCAGUUAUCGAACAUCAAGCAAGACGAAGUUGAUUUGGGAGUUGACACUGAUUUGCAGCAGAUGGCAUCUUCUUCUACUGUUAACGAAUACCAAUACUCAGUCAUUACCGAGUUGCGUAAGAUAAAUGUCCGGUUGGACGCUUUCGAAGCAAAGUUAUCCCAGCUCAAUGCUGAGGUGUGCAAAACAAACGAUCGAUUGAACGUUCAGGAGGGACUUUUGGUAAAAUUGACCGAUUUCAUGGCCAAUGUUAAUAAAUUAAUGUUGAUGAAAAAUUCAAAUGAUGCUACGCCAAUUGGAAAUCGUUACGAUGAAGAAUUUACGGAAUUUGAGAGUAUGCCCAAAAUCAAUUCCGUCGAAGCGUUCAAGAUCUUCGAACAACGCUUAUCUGAUACAGAAUUCUCUGGAAAAUUUUUCCGAUACACACAUUCGAUCUACAGCCUCAAUGGCAAACGAGAUAGUGGGCCGUUGUUUAGGACAAUAGUGCGAAAGCUGAUAACACCGAACGUGUUAACCCCUUUUUCUUGGAUGGGGAACAAACGCACAAAGAAAGGAUCUGAUGAAUGCAGUCACAAUAUCAACUUUCAGGAGACGUUCCCAAACUUCAUCAAGUUGAUGCAGCAAGUUAUGCAGGCCGCCGACUGUUCCAACACACGUGAGCAAAGUGAUCAUUUAUUCAAAACGCUUCUGAGGUACAAGAAUUUGGAACUAAAACGCUACGAAAGUGGAAGUGGAGAACGUCGAGCUUCAUCUUCAAGAAAAAGGCCGAAAGCUGCAGGACCUGCUGAUGCAAACUUCCCUGGACCAUCUCAGGCAGCAGUAGUACAUCUAUCACACGGUGAUCAAAAGUCUGGAUAA
Messenger RNA from Armigeres subalbatus, 2736 nucleotides. RefSeq lists its product as uncharacterized. Bases 772 to 2736 code for a protein of 654 amino acids. The record is from RefSeq and is a predicted model, not a curated record. Lineage: Eukaryota; Metazoa; Arthropoda; Insecta; Diptera; Culicidae. The transcript is spliced from 3 exons.